GCGGAUUUGGUGCUGAAGCUCAGGAGCCACGGCGGGGAGCUACCCCCGAGGAGUGGACCAAGAUCGAGCUCAAGCAGCGGAUUCCGGACCUGAUCCAAACCGGCGAGAUGGUGGAGAUCAAGAAUGUCAAGGAGAAGUCGCCCAUGCCGACGGCGGUGACCGAGCUCAGCAAGCACAGCCGUCGCAAGGCCGAGUUGAUCCAGUACGUGACGAACGAGUACAACAUCGUGCCGACCUCGAACGACACCAUCGGGACGAUCCAGCGCAAGGCGAUGGCUGCGAUCCUCAACAACACCACGCCUACCGGAGCAGACCAGAUGGGGUUUGGGAAGUUCUCGGCCCGAACGUAUCAAAGCGUACUGGAGGAGGAGAUAAUCGAGAAGACCCGGGUGAUGGCCAAGGCGAAGGAGCGACUACGGGCAACUCCCAAGAAGGGCUAUGCGGCUGCGACGCCUUCUGCGGCGCCUUCCGGCACAGCAGGCAGUGCGGACGUGAACCUCGAUGCGGUGGCCAACUUGACCAACCUCGUGGCCCACCUGGUCCAGGAGGUCCAGACCUUGAAGGAGGAGCGCAGCGAGAAGCCGAGGAAGCAGUUCGCCAAGGAUGUGGACAUGCCGAAUCCGAAGGACACCGAAUGCCCACGUCAGGCCCCAAACGCCCAACAUUGUUUGCACUACCUCCAAGAGGGGUGGGUUCAGUACUUCGGAUAUCCCAAGUGCUUGCGUUUCGACCCCGCGGGUGCUUUCCGGAGUCAAGCAGUGGAAGAUUGGUGUGACCGCCACAGUGUGUUCCUGGACAUUGUGCCCGGAGAGCCAGACUGGAAGAUAGGAGCAUGCGAGAACGCAGUCCAUGGCGUCAAAGAAGUGAUGCAGAAGCUGUGCCAGUAUGCCCCAGACGAGACAGGCCGAUACCUGUCGGCUAGCCAGGGUCUGCCACCAGACCUGCUGUGUGAGAACAGCCAGGGCGAGUUUGCCGGGCCGUCAACCUACGAAGUGCAGGAGCUUGUUGAAGUGCAGCCCAGAGCUGCUACGGCCUGGUUGACGCUCCAUUGGAAUGGUUCAGAUCAGUCGACGAGUUCUUGCGACAACUCGGAACAUCUCAAGUGGGGUGACUGGGAAGAAGGGAAGCUCACUCAAUGUGGAGUUGUGAAUGAGCAGACGGUAACGAGGAGCUGUCUGGACACGAUGAUCCGCGCGAACACCUUGCUGGCCCACGCGAAGCUCAAGCAGAACUUCAAGAUGAAAAUCCAUGCCCUGCCCUCCGACUCCAACGUGAUGUUUGUGGCUUGGGUAGAUGCGGCCAGCGGCAACCGCAUCGACGGAGGCUCAACUCAGGGAAUCUUCGUCGGGGCAACAACCGAGAACAUCAUGCAGGGCGACGUGUGCGAUGUGAGUCCAGUGAGCUGGCAUUCACAGUGA
This is a messenger RNA of Symbiodinium sp. CCMP2592, 1418 nucleotides long. Lineage: Eukaryota; Dinophyceae; Suessiales; Symbiodiniaceae. The record is from the annotation of a GenBank genome assembly.